This is a messenger RNA of Gymnodraco acuticeps, 3276 nucleotides long. It is a transcript of the gene rnf41, whose product is annotated as ring finger protein 41. The record is from RefSeq and is a predicted model, not a curated record. Bases 257 to 1213 code for a protein of 318 amino acids. NCBI's taxonomy places the organism in Eukaryota, Metazoa, Chordata, Actinopteri, Perciformes, Bathydraconidae. Gene Ontology annotation, biological process: tumor necrosis factor-mediated signaling pathway; protein K63-linked ubiquitination; regulation of canonical NF-kappaB signal transduction. Gene Ontology annotation, molecular function: ubiquitin protein ligase activity. The transcript has 7 exons. Gene Ontology annotation, cellular component: plasma membrane signaling receptor complex.
UCGGUCCCGACGUCACGACACAGCGGUGUAGGAUGUAGCUCAGGACGUGGCUAACGAGCUACUAGUUACAGUAGGACGUCAGGAAAAUCAAAAACCUCGGGAUUAGGAUCUGUUUCACUACAUGUUCAAGGCGGGUGUGUGUCUCUUAUCCCGGACAGAUUGGUUCUGCCUGAUGUCGCCGUUUUACCUCCAGAGCUGAAUGGAAGCAUUUCAGGCCUUUUGUGAGUGAGGAGGCUGUGUAUCCCAGGUAUGUACCAUGGGGUACGACAUUACGAGGUUCCAAGGGGAGGUGGAUGAAGACCUGCUGUGCCCCAUCUGCAGUGGAGUGCUGGAAGAACCAGUGCAGGCUCCUCACUGCGAGCAUGCCUUCUGUAACGCCUGUAUAACCCAGUGGUUUGCGCAGCAGCAGAUAUGUCCCGUGGACCGCACCGUGGUGACGCUGGCUCACCUGCGGCCCGUGCCCCGCAUCAUGCGUAACAUGCUGUCCAAACUGCAGAUCAGCUGCGACAACGCGGGCUUCGGCUGCGGCGCCACGCUGCGCCUGGACCAGCUGACGUCACACCUCAAAGACUGCCAGCACAACCCCAAGAGACCCGUGAGCUGCGUGGAGGGCUGCGGGCUGGAGAUGCCCAAAGACGAGGUUCCUAACCACAACUGCAUCAAACACUUGCGGACGGUGGUCGGUCAGCAGCAGACCAGGAUCUCAGACCUGGAGAAGACCGUGACGGAGCACAAACACCAGCUGGGGGAGCAGAAGCGGGACAUCCAGCUGCUGAAGGCGUACAUGAGGGCGAUCCGCAGCGCCAACCCCAACCUGCAGAACCUGGAGGAGAGCAUCGAGUACAACGAGAUCCUCGAGUGGGUGAACUCCAUGCAGCCGGCGCGGGUCACUCGUUGGGGGGGGAUGAUCUCCACUCCGGACGCCGUGCUGCAGGCGGUCAUCAAGCGCUCUCUGAUCGACAGCGGCUGCCCGCUCUCCAUCGUCAACGACCUGAUCGAGAACGCCCACGAGAGGAACUGGCCUCAGGGCCUCGCCACGCUGGAGACGCGGCAGAUGAACCGGCGAUACUACGAGAACUACGUGGCCAAGCGGAUCCCCGGGAAGCAGGCGGUGGUGGUGAUGGCCUGCGAGAACCAGCACAUGGGCGAAGACAUGAUCCUGGAGCCCGGACUCGUCAUGAUCUUCGCUCACGGAGUCGAGGAGAUCUUGUAAUGAAGACGACGAAUUCCUGAUCUGAAUCCUGGCUGAUUUAACCCUUCCUGUCGUGUUCGAUUCUCUCCUCGCCUCACUGGUGUUCCCGGGGGCGUUUAACAGCUCUUACAGUAACACAGGAAACACUUAUCAUGUUAUUCAACGCCCUUGUAGACUGGUUUACAGUGCCGUGGACAGUCCCCAUUAAUCGACUGUCACAAAAAACACUUAGUGGAGCAGCUAGUUUCCAGCUGUUGCCCCGGGCCAGACGAUAAAAGACAGCUUUUUAAAAUCUCAACACAUCGACAGCAUUGGUUAUAAAGAAAACGAUGUGUUUUAACUGAUCUUACAUUAACACAGAAAGCACUAAUCACGACCAAAUGUUAUUCAACUCCCGUCAGUGUCUCAGACGGCUGGUCACAUGAAUAACUGCAGAGGAUACACGCUGGAGAUCUGUGGAUGUAUCGAACAUAACAGACUAGCUGCAGAGUCUUAUCGUGAACCCACAAAUGUUGAGGACCCCAACGUUUUAUCUUCGAAAUGUACAGUACGGGUCCCGAGCACCUAGAAGCUGCCGGAUGCUAACCUGCAUAUGUUGGGCAAUUUGUAUAAGUAGCACAAGUUGUGUUAAUUAUAGCCUAUGGCGGACAAUAGUUGUUAAAUGUCUUUAGAGUAGUUUUGGGGGUUCUUGAGGAUGUCGACUCCAUUUCUGACAUUUUUAGGAUCAUGAAGGGCAGUUUAAACCAGAAAGUAGACAUAUUUGUUCACUGAUGUGAUGAAUUUGGGGUCGAUUUUAAGUUUUAGGAGACUCGAAACUGCCAUUUAUGAUCCUUAACAUGUCAGACGUUGAUAAAGCAUCCUCAAUAACAUCUCAAGUCACUCCAAAAUUGUCCAAAUCAGCCAAGACAUGUUUUAGCCAUUGUGUGAAUAUGCUAGUUAACGCAACCUAUGAUAAUUGAGCAAAUUGCCCGACAUAUGCAGGUUAGCAUCCGGCAGCUUCUAUGCGCUGGGGACGUGUACAUUUCUAUCAUAACACUUUGUGGCACCCUGCUGGAGACUAGACUGUAAUUCAGGGUUACCCAUUCAUUCCUAUGGGGGCAUUUUUAAACCGGGAACAUCGCAGGUGUAACUAAGACCGUGUUCGAAUGCCUGCUGUGGAGGAAGUCACACGGCCUCGAACAGAUCAAAUGUUAAACACUAUAUUAACGAUGGAAGUAGAUCCGAACACGACGGGGGGGUUCAAAUGAAGAGGCUCUGCUCAGCUUCAUGCCUUUGCCUUAAAGAAGGACACACUAUGAACCUGACUGAAAGAAAAGACUGGUCCCUGUUUACAAGGUUUGUAUGUUGGUGCAUUGUUUGAUCUGAUUGUCCUCAUAUAGUAAUAAGCUUGAAAAAGAAACCCCCGUUGAAUGCGCUCAGUUGUAUAAAUGCUUGUAAAUACAAAUACUAUAUUGAAUUCUAAAUGUCUCUCCUUCCUCUCUGUAUAAUGCGUUUCUGUGAGUCGGCGUUUCUUUUCCGCAGGACGAUGACUCGAAGGUUUUUCUCGCGCUCGCUUCAGUUUCCUGCGAGCAUUUCACCACAGGACGUUCUUCUGAGUUUAGAUUGUCUGAACCUCCUGUGCCAUUUGGUUUAUUUAUUGUGUUGCCUUUUACACACACAUGCUUGAAGAUGUGAUGUCUGGAAAUCUGCCUUUCGGUGCAUUUGAAGUUCAUGCAGGAAGAAGAAAUGAGGAUCUGUGUUUUUCUUUGUGGCCUCAGAUUGUAAAUAUGGUCUGUUCUUUGGGUCCAGUGGAUGUUAAAUUUGAAGUUUAACAUUUCUGAUGAGUUUUAUUUGACAAAUGGUAAUCAUGAUUCACUUUAUAUCGACUUCUCACGUCACUGCCGAGCGUCAGAGACUGUCAAGUAUUUGUAAAAUCACUCUAAAGGCUUUCUGAGAGUUCAACUCUGCUGUGUUUAAAGUAAACAGGAAGUUUGUUUUGUGCCCUUUUUAUUUUUUAAUAUUCCCCCUCUUAAUGUUUCUGUUUGUUUUGUGUCUGUUAUGUACCGUGUUGUACAGACAAAGUAAUAAAACAUGUCAACUCAAAA